Elaeis guineensis (African oil palm) is the source of this 1276-nucleotide messenger RNA. RefSeq names its product glucan endo-1,3-beta-glucosidase. The record is from RefSeq and is a predicted model, not a curated record. Gene Ontology annotation, molecular function: hydrolase activity, hydrolyzing O-glycosyl compounds. Lineage: Eukaryota; Viridiplantae; Streptophyta; Magnoliopsida; Arecales; Arecaceae. Gene Ontology annotation, biological process: carbohydrate metabolic process.
UAGGAUGGUGUGUAGUGGUAGAUGCACAUCAAGCCUGAGGUGUUCUAGAGAUAGAUCUACCAGAGCUAUUCUCUAUGGCAUACCGAAGUAUUGUUUCCAUGGCUGCCGUUGCAUUAAUCCUUCUAGUCUUCAUAGCAAUCCCGUCAGGAGCACGACCCAUUGGAGUCGUUUAUGGAACUCAAGGAAACAACCUGCCCCCACCAAAUGAAGUAGUGGAUCUCUACAAAUCUAAGAACAUCAAAGCAAUGAGACUUUAUGAUCCAAACCAAGCUGUUCUCCAGGCCCUCAAGGGUUCCAACAUUCAACUCUUGUUAGAUGUCCCCAACGCAGAUCUCCAAUCAUUAGCCUCUAGUCCAUCAGCAGCCAAUGACUGGGUGCAGAGAAAUGUGAAGGCUUAUGUCCCUGAUGUCUUAUUUAAAUACAUUGCAGUUGGUAAUCAAGUGAUCCCUGGAGAUCAAGCCCAGUAUGUGCUCCCUGCCAUGAAAAAUAUCCACUCUGCUUUGUCCUCAGCAGGCCUACAAAACGAAAUCAAAGUCUCCACUUCAAUUGCCACCGGGCGUGAAGUCCUUGAGCAAUAUUCACCUCCCUCAUCCAGCAGACUCUCUUCUGCUGCAUCAACAUACUUAGGACCAACAGUUCAAUUUUUGUCCAGCAAUGGAGCCCCACUGCUAGUAAACUUGUACACCUACAGAAAUUACAUCGGCGAUCCGAACCACAUCGGGACUGAGUAUGCCUUGUUUACUUCUCCAACGACUGUCAUACAAGAUGGACAAUAUAACUAUCAGCACCUCUUCGAUACUAUAAUGGAUGCAAUUUAUGUGGCAUUGGAGAAGCUUGGAGGGUCUAAUGUGACGAUUGUGGUGUCGGAGAGUGGUUGGCCAUCAGCUGAUGGUCUUGGAGCAUCCGUUGACAAUGCAAGGACAUAUAAUCAAAAUUUGAUUAACCAUGUUGGUCAAGGAACACCAAGAAGACCCGGAAAGGCUAUAGAAGCCUACAUAUUUGAGAUGUUUAAUGAGAACCAGAAACCACAAGGGGCAGAGCAACACUUCGGGCUGUUCUACCCUGAUAAGCAGCCAGUCUACCAGAUCAACUUCCCUUGAAAAUUAAUGUGAUUGAGAACUAUGAAUAAAGAGUAACACCUAAAAUAAACCAUUGGAAGCACCUGACUAAGUUUUCCUUCCAGAACAUAUGUACUUGAAGUUAUCCAUAUUAAAUAAAGUUCAUGUGCUUGGAUGGUUUUAUGAAUAAAUAUAUCUUCAUCUGAGUUAUUUUGAAA